AACCGCCACAAAGGUGCAUUUCGUAUUUUUACUUAUCUCAAAACUCACAAAAUACACAAAAAGAAAGUCUGAAAACCGUGGGAAUAAUUUGAAUGUUUACUAUAUUAACAAUAUCAUGUUGACAGUAAAUCUGAGUGGACUUCAUUAUAUAACGUCUGUUUCAAUAUUUUUCCGGCCAUUAUAAGGUUUGGACACACGUGCAACUGUUGAUUCCAUCAGGCGUUCGUGAAUUGAAUAAUAUGUUGCAGUUUUGUGUCUGUAUAAUCAUAAUUUUAUCCGUUACUAAAUGUUUUUGUGAUGUUAUAAGUGUUUAUCCCAUACCAUGGGAGGGAGAGGAUGCAUUUCAGACUACCUGGAAUAUGAUAAAAUCUCAAGUCCCGAAGCGCAUUGAUCAAAAACGAUUAAAACGUACAGGUCAUUCGCCAAUGAAACAGCACAAAAGCUCAACCACACCACCGACCACUGAACGAUCAGGUUACAUAAUUAUACCAAUAUUACCGGAACCAAAGUCACGGUAUCAGGACUUGUACAGGGUGAAACUCCCGCCAUCGAAUAAGAAUUAUCUGGAAAGAGCGCAACAAUGGUACCGCAAAACAAAUCGACGCAUCAAAAUCAGAACAACAACAACGACGACGACGACGCCUGCACCGAGGCCGGAAGCAAGCGAUGACUCUGUGUACUACAUAGACUUCAAGAACUUCAAAGUCAAAUUCUAUUACAACAUCAAUGUAGACUUUUAGAGCAGAAAGUUCUUUCAAAUUAUAAGAGAAGAU
Trichoplusia ni (cabbage looper) is the source of this 773-nucleotide messenger RNA. RefSeq lists its product as uncharacterized. The record is from RefSeq and is a predicted model, not a curated record. The transcript is spliced from 5 exons. Lineage: Eukaryota; Metazoa; Arthropoda; Insecta; Lepidoptera; Noctuidae. The coding region runs from base 240 to 740 and encodes 166 amino acids.